Molecule: messenger RNA, 945 nt
Organism: Penicilliopsis zonata CBS 506.65
Lineage: Eukaryota; Fungi; Ascomycota; Eurotiomycetes; Eurotiales; Aspergillaceae
Exons: 2
Coding region: 1-945 (314 amino acids)
Source: RefSeq, a predicted model, not a curated record
AUGACCGGCAAGGCCUGUUGGGCUUGUGGCCUCAAGUACGCCCAGGUGGCCCAUGUUGUGGCCAAAGAAGACAGCACGAUUGAGCUGCUAGAUGAGCGUGGGCUCAUGAACUUCCAUCUUAGGUCGAAGAUGAACGCUGUGGCGCUGUGCCGGAAUUGCCACUACAAAUUCGACGAAGCAAGCGACCCGGGGCUGGUAUUUUUUCCAGCCGAUCUCGAUUACUUCAUAGAAUUCGAGCUCCAAGAUCGCGCCAGACGACAGAGACUGCGCGAUAAGGGAAGGAGCCCGCGCCGAAGGGCUCCGACAGAUAAAGAUUAUCGGCAGCAUCAGGUAGAGCACGGCCAAAUCACGGCUGAUGCAGAUGGCGGACUCUACAGGAUCAUCUACCUGGAGACGGGGAUUAGCGGCACUCAAGCUGCCAUCACCAAGUCCUGGAAUGGGGCGCCGAUGGCCACCCUGCGGCGAGGAAUCGCAUGUCUUGGAACCCCCCGCAUCGAAGCCGUCCCCAUAGAGCUCACUGAUAAGCUCCAGAUCCUUCGGGAUCUCUAUUUUCGCAAUGACGAGCUCGGUCUUGAGCGGAAGUACGGACUACAACGGCCAGCCCAGGGUGGCGGCACCGGCGAUGACGACGACAACGACGACGACGACGAUGAGGAAAAGAAUGAUGAUGAUGAUGACGUCAACGACGACGAGUGCGAUUUUGAUGACGGCGGCGAGCCAACUGAGGAGGGCGACGAUGAUGAGGAAGAGGAAAGGUACGAGGAAGUAGGGGGCCCAUCAAAGAAGAGGAGCCCUCGCAAGCAAGGAAGGGGUCUGGGAAGAGGAGGCAAGAAGAUUUCCCGCCGAGCCCGCUCUGACUCCGGCUUCUGUUGGGAGUUUGGACCGAACUCAACCUCCCAGAGUGCCAUGGAAGGCUAUGUUCCUGCUUUGCGUGGUCCAGGCUAG